AUGAGGGGUCGUGAUGAAACGAGACAUCGCAACACGCACGAGCGACCUCACUCAUGCCAAUCUGAAACCAUUGUCGGGGGGGUCCGGUAUACCUGUGACAAGUCGACCGGAUCUACGAAGGAGUUGAACGAGCACUACUACGUCUUCCACAAGGAAUGGGCAAAGGCAAAUGGAAUACCCGACCCCAGACGCCGCUGCAUGGUCUGCUCGACAAUAUUGCCAAAGGCGGGUUCAAUUAAGAAGCACCUCAAAACCAGUCCCGAUUGCAAUAAAGGGCUUGCAGGGCUGCGAACCGACAGCCAGACGCUCCCCUACAGUGGCAGCGAGGGGGACAAUGAUGAGGGUAGCUAUCAGGGCUGA
Molecule: messenger RNA, 360 nt
Organism: Clonostachys rhizophaga
Lineage: Eukaryota; Fungi; Ascomycota; Sordariomycetes; Hypocreales; Bionectriaceae
Source: the annotation of a GenBank genome assembly